Messenger RNA from Acanthaster planci (crown-of-thorns starfish), 7220 nucleotides. RefSeq lists its product as uncharacterized. Gene Ontology annotation, molecular function: protein binding. The record is from RefSeq and is a predicted model, not a curated record. Lineage: Eukaryota; Metazoa; Echinodermata; Asteroidea; Valvatida; Acanthasteridae.
ACAAUCAAUCAAACAUUAGUCCGUUCAUGGCUGGCUUGUGUGGAUGUGGAUCGACGCGCUGAACUGAGACCAGAAGGUCUGUAUGUUUAACAAAACAGGUUGGAUGAAGUCAAAGCGGAGUGUUAUAAAUGCUACUCAUGACAAGCAAACCAUGCAGAGCAGGGACAACAUAACGCAGGAAAAAACAGAACAGUGACACCACAGAUCUUUUCAACAAAACCCCCUGCAGUCAAGAUGGCAAUGAAUACCUCCGUCCAUCACAACUCGUCAACAACAUAUUGAUGUACAUCUAUAUUACUAAUGAAAAGUUGGACUCAAGUACAGUUCCAUUGAUUUCCUGUCUUCCGAAAAUAAAGACGGCUCUGGACAAUUUUUAUUUACACUUUAGAAGAACAUUACAAAAGUUUACUAGAAAUGGUGCUACUUAGUGGAGCUGUGAUGCCAAAUGCUGCCAGAGCUUGAACUGUAUGGAACCAGCAACUUUCCAGAUGAUUACUAUCAUAUAGUUGGUGCCAUUGUAUUGAGCCUUCCUUGUGUUCAGGAAUUUCUCUCUCAUACUGUACACAUGCACUGCUAUUGAAGGUUGAGCCAGGACAAGCACGAUGUUUAAGAAAUUGAAGAAGGGACGCGACAAGGAGGGAGAGUGGGGUAAGAACGAUGAGAAGGUGAUGCAAGCCGUAGAAGAUGGAGACAUUGAGAAGCUCCUAGCUGCCCUAGGCAAGAAGGGCACUUCACCCAUCAAGAUGGACCCCGAAGGAAGAGUCCCGUUGCAUCUUGCGGCAGAAUUGGGUCAGUUUGGCUGUCUGGAUAUCAUGAUUCAGCAUGGAGUAACUGUUGCCGCUGCAGACAGCCAAGGUUACACGGUGCUACAUUAUGCCUGCAUGGGUGGUCACACUGACUGUGUCCAGCGUCUGGUUUUAGCCAACGCUCCUGUCAAUGCCAAGGAACUCACAGGGAAAACAGCUCUCCAUCUCGCUGUUCUUGGUGGUCACUCGGAUUGCUGUAAGGUUAUACUGAAGGCAAAAGCAUCAGUCGAUGUAACUGAAGAAUAUGGGAAGACAGCAUUGAUGAUGGCCUCCCAGCUGGGUCAUCUAACCAUCUGUAAAGACUUGAUAGAUAAAGGGGCCAACGUGAAUGCACAAGAUCACUUGCAAAGGACUCCACUAAUGAUGGCUUGUGAGAGUAACCAUAAGGAGGUCGUGGAUCUCCUGGUCAAGCGGGGUGCACGGACUGACCUAACAGAUGCCCAGGGUUUUGAUGCCGCAUACUACGCCGAGGGAAGCAGCGGUGAUGACUUGAAGGAGUGUUUAGAGUCAGCACCAUCUGUAGCCACCUGGGAUGUCAAGGCACACAACGAGACAGAUGAUGAACCCAAAGCAGACUCCAUUGACUAUGUCGACCGCUUUGAUGCUGCUAGAUGCGAGUCUCCUCAUCCCAAAUCACCACGGCAACAGAAUGGUAAUCUUCAAGAGGUAGCUGUGGUAAACCCGCAUAAGUCUGCUGCAUCAACCAAGUCAGUGCAACAAUCUAAGGAAAUCAAGGAAAUGGAAGAGGAGAAUGAAGUCUUGUACGAGGAGCUGAGUCGUCUGACGUUAGAUCACAAGAAAGCUCAAGAGAAGAUUAAAGCACUGGAGCAACAGCUCCAACAGACAAGCAUGGUGCAUGGAGACAAUCUCAGGAACCAAGAGUUUGAAGAGGAGUUUGAAAUUCUGAAGAGGAAUCUUCAAAUGGAGAAGGACAAGAGAGCCCAAGCGGAGACCGCGACAGAAAUGCUGAAGGCACGCCUUGCAUCGAUGGGGGGUGAUGUCACUGAAGAUGAGAUUGACAGUAACUGGGGAGAUAGUGAUGAUGACCUUUUUGACCUUCCAGGCACCGGUGGUUCAGCUGUGAAAGUCAAGUCAGCCAAGAGGAUUGAUACGGCAAACAGGUUAAGCAGUGAGAGUACAGGACUGGUGGCCAUCUUACGCAGUCAGAUAGUAUCUCUACGCCAGGAGAAUGAAGAGCUGAAAAAGAAGAAUGUGGCCAACGCAUCAACAGAGCUGGAUGAUAGCCGAGUCUCACAGCUUGAAGAAGAACUGUCCUCUCUAAGGCAGGAACUGGAUGCUGUGAACGGACGUGACGUGGUCAAUGUGGAAGAAUAUAAUGAACUGAAGAAAGCCAAUAGGUUGGAGUUGGUAGAACUCCAGAAGAAUAACGGUAUUUUGAUGGAGGAGAUUGCUAACAUGUCUCAGAGGUUGGCACUCUCCACGGAUGAGAAUGAGAGACUGAAAAGGAAGACGAUGCAGGAUGGCCAAAAGAUGCCAACUCACACCCUGUCAGCAAACAGCACCCUCCAGCGGCAGUAUGACAACCUUUUACAAGAGAAGCGACACUCAGUGGAGACUAUCUCCAAACACUCCAAGGUGCUUGCUGAGAAAGGUGCGGAGUUAGACAAGCUGAAGGCCAAGUGUGCAGAGCUAACUGAACAGAACAAACAGCUGAAAGAUAUGCUGAGUGAAAAGGCCCAGAAUGGCCUGAGCACCACGGCGGAGGAAUAUGAAGCUCUGGCCACAGAGAAAGCAAGGCUGGACAACAUGGUGGCAAAGCAAUCAAAAGCUAUAGCGCAACUGAAUGAGAGAUCCAGACGGGAUAAACAGAAGUACACAGAGCUCCUUGCAGACCAAGAUAAACUCAGGACAGAGUUGGAAGGUCGGGAAAAUAGAGCCAGCGACGACAUUGAUAAGGACAGAUACGACGAUCUCAUUGAAGAGAAUCACAGGUUAAGGCAGAGUGUUAAGACACAGGAAGCUCAUCUUGCACGUAGCCCGGACAAGGACCGAUUCGACCACCUGACCAAAGAGAACUGGCGUCUCCAGGAUGAGAUAAGAAAACAAGAUGACAAGAUGAUUGAGCUCCGGCAGGAACUUCGGAAACUGCAACAAAAUAGUGGCAACAGAAACGACAACGUGAACCCUCACAACCUGGUGGCAGAUAAUCAAAAGCUCAAGGAUAAGAUCGAGAAGCUUGAAAGAGAGGAGAGUCGGAGAGCCGAGGAAGCGAGAAGAUUCACUGAACUACUCGCUGAGAAUCAUCAGCUGAAGAGGACAGUACAGGAACAAGCGGAAACCUUUGAGAGCCAGCUCCCUGCGUCGGUCGGCUUCAGCAAGAAACGCUACACGGAACUCCUGACAGAGAACAGAAAGCUGAAAGCCCAGGCGCUGGCAGAUGGAGGGGAUGGGGGAGGGGCCAGCAGGGUCAGUGACCUCAAGGAAGUCAUCCGAUUGCAGCAAAAGUUGCAGGAAGCAGAGGAGAAGUAUGAUCAGAUGGUGUCUGUUUACAGAGCACACUUACUGAACGCCAUCCAGGAUGACCUGAACCCAAAGGUACGUGAUUCUCUGGUGAAGAUAUCCAAGAUACGACGAGGCGAGGAGUUUGUUUGACAAGACCAAAAACCCAGCGUCCCAGGCGAUAAGGACCUGGUACCCAGCUUGCAGUAUUAGCCAGUAGUAACUACACUGGUAACCCAAAUGCUUCCAUCCAGUGCAUGAAUGUAUGAUGUCACAUUAAUAUUUAUACCUCGGACUCCCUUCACAAAGGUGCCCUCGAUGAUGAGUUCAAAUGUCAAUUCUACCAGGCGAGGGUGCCUCAGUCUUAUAUAUUACCUUGUCUGGAAAAUUCUUUUCACCAUAUAUAUAUUAAAGUAGGGGAUAGUACAUGGUUUACGAUAAGACUUUGUGCAGCCACAGCUGUUCUUGCUGUAGUUUCACUUGUGUGCCCGGACCUGACUGACUGUGCCACAGUAGGAUUCCAAGUCAAGUACAUCACCAUGAUCACUGGUGUGUUUAUAACCAGGAAAAACGUGCCUUCAAAAAGACAUUUUCAGUGUCGAUUUUCCUCAGUGAAAAUAUGAAAAAAGAAAUACACAUGGAAGUGUGAACCAAAAGAAAUUGGUUAUUGUAUGUAUUUUGAUUGAUGCUCCCAGACUGUAAGUGAAAAUGACACACAUUUUAAAUAUUUUCCUAAUCUAGCAGGUGCCUGUAUCAAAUUACUCGACUGAUAUUUAUUUUUCCAUGAAAAAGAACAAAGCAAUGUCAGUGGUCUUUGCAAAUAAAGUUCCCGUUUUUUUGUAAAUAGCGACUAAUGACUCUGCCUGUAAGUGAACGGUUUACAAAUGUACUUAUGGAAACCGUCUUAGAUUUUUCUGUUGCACAAGAGUGAAAGAAGCAAGAUUCCAUUUGGUUAUCCUGGAAAAAUUGUAAUAUUUGUUCAUGAUUACCAUGUCUUCAUUGAAAUUUUAGUAGUCAGAGUGAGAUUUAUGUUUUGUGUUGUGAAACAUUUCUUGUAUAAAUAAGCAAUUUUCACUCGACAAGUGCAUCUCAUGGAACUUCUCUUCACAAAGAUUCCAGAGUAUUUGCCACCUCAAUUAGUUAGAAAACAUACUGGCACUUCUCUUCUACCUCAAGGCUAUGCACAACUGCUCUCAAAACAAGCACUGAGAAUUCAAAAAUGUUUAAAGAAAAGUAAAGAAUAAUAUAUCAAUAGAAAAAAAUGGAAGCCCACCAAACAAAUGAAUGAACAAAUUAGUGAAAAGCGUAACUUUUAAUUCAUAUAAAUAAUGGCAAGAUUACUGAGUAUUAGUUCAUGCUGUGAUUAGAUGCAUUCAUAACAACAGGCAACUUCACUGCAUUGUUGUAGUUUUUCUCAACAAAGCUUGGCCAAAUGUACAAGUUACCAAAAAUCAAGUCUUUUUGCCUCAUAGCACCAUUAAAAAAAUGUGUUAUAGAACAAUUUGGAAAGUGGGUAUUUAUAAAUUUUGUAUUCUGAGAUAUUCAUGUUGCAUCUCUCUAAGCAGUGAUUUACUAUGCAUUUUUUGUUAAGAUCAUUUUCAACUACUUUAUUACAUAGUUUUAAUUUAAAAAUUGGGUAGAAAAUUUAAGGACUAACCAAAGAUAAAUUCUUUGUAUUAUAUUGAUUUUGCCUGACCAAUGUCGCUUCCCACCACUUUUACUGCAGUAUAUACCAUUUUAUUAAGAUUUCUAUUUGAUCCACCAAUCAGGCAUGGUUCCAGAGCCCUUUUUAGGGUGGGGCCUAGACCUUUUGCAUGUGAUGUCACCUUGUAACUGUCCCUACUGCUUUUUCAUUUUUAACUUAAUUUUUUUUGGGGGGGGCAUCAGGCAUCACUCCAACUUGCUCUUUAGUUGAAGAUCUUCCAGUUUAUGGGUAUAUUACGUCAGUGGUUGCUGGCCAGGUGCCAUAUUUCCAGGUGCCAUAUUUCCAGGUUCUGUGAGGUCGGGUAGUAUGCCAGAAGUCACAAAGCUAGCAACAUUUUGUUGAAAUUGUAGAAAUAUGCAAAUUUUAUUAAAAAUAACCUGAUUGGGCUGGGUUUUCAAAUAAAUUUAUUGGAAUGACAUUCAAUACAAAGCAUAUAUAUAUAUAGUUCAUAUAUUUUUGAAGUAAUUUACCCUUUGUUGAACUAUCAUGUACCGCGUGCUUAUUAAAAAUUUAAUGAGCUUUUGUCUGCAUAACACUUGACAAUUUCCCACCUGUUGAAUGAAAGCUCUGUAUGUUUACCAUAGUAUUUCAUUAUUAAUUUGUCCAUUUCACAUAGAGUUCUUCAAUUUUGCCCACCUUGUUAAUAUGCUUCCUAGAUGUGUUUGCGUGUCAAAUGAAAUCUGAAUAGGGGUGAAGCACCCGUACAUGUCUUUGCUGUUUGAAAAAUUGGGAAUUGCAUUCAGUUAUUUGCAAAAAUUACACUGGCUUUACUUCACAUUUUAAACUUACAACCUUCCUCCAUUCCAAUACUCUCCAGUUUUGGGUUUGUUUUGUUUGUUUUUUGGUUCGUUUUAAAAAGAAAUGUGCCAAAUUUGCAGACUUUGCUGUGUAAACCUCAGCUUGAAUGUGAAUCUUGAAUCUAUUUUCAUAGCAGAAAUCAUGCCAUGUGCUGGCAAAGAUCAGACAAAAGAGCAACUCCACAAUUAUAGACCAGUUCAAGUAGCACUCGGAGACUCUUUUCAAGCACGUGACCAAAUAUGCAGGAUCAGCAAAACCAGACUGCCUCAAAGUGGUGUGAAUAAAUGUAUAGUACUCGAUCCCUACACUUUCAAGAACAGUGACAGAAUAAUCUCUGGUCUUUAUAAGCUUCCAAAUUGGGUCAGGAUAUUGCGUUUGUUGAAGCAUUCCACAGCACAGCUUCAUUUCAAUAACAGAUUGUUUCUAGUUACUUUCCUCAUUAAUAAGUAGGGACCUUUGCCUUUAAAGGAGCCAUGUAAUGGGAUUUUUACUUGAAAACAUGUUGCAUAGCAUAAGUUACAUGUUGCGAUGACUUUCUACCACCUUUGUAGCAGUAAAAAAGAGACAUUUCAGCAUUUUUGAGUUAUGCUCAUGAAGCUUUCUAUUUUCACAAGCUAAAACAAGUCAUUCAAAGUGUACCAGGAGUGUCCCAUUGCUUUGUGUACAAUAUAUGUAUCCUACUGUGCUACAUUUUGGUUGGAGUGGGUUCCACUUGAGUGGUCAAGUUAAACAGCGUGUUACGACAAUAGCAGAGGCCCCUGCGUGCAUUUCUCCACAGAAUGGAUUGAUUUUUGUAUUUUUCUUAUACUCUUUUGGUGAGGAAUUUUUUUUAUGACAACAUCAAAAUGGCACCCUUGUACAAAUGUUGGCAGCAUCAUUUGCUCAGAAUUAAAAACUACUACUGUUCCUUGUUUUCACUUUUAAUGAAAACAAGUAUUUGGAUCUUGUUCGUAUUGUUGUAACACACAGCAGUAUGCAUGAAAACAAGAUGAGCUGAAUAGCCAUUGCAUGUCAGUGAAACAUGUUAGGUUAGAUGCGUAUUCCCUCAAGCUGUCGGGCUAUUGUGAGAAAGAAAUCAAAUCUCAAGCAACCACUUUCGGUGCACAAGGAAAAUGAGAACAUUGUACACUCUGUUCACUCCAGCAUACCUUGGGCAUUUCAGCUAGAUUAAAGGAAUUUAGGAUAAUGUACACAUUCCUGGCUAAAUCAUAAAUAUGCAUGACACGCAUUCACUUAUUGGCUGAUUUCACUAAAUAAGUGUUUGAAUUUUUGUAAAUAUAUUUAUUAUAUAUCCAGCAAAUUUCUACUUAAAUACUUAUGCAUUACUAAGUGACCAGCUAAUACAACAAACAGUUGAAAAACCAUUCUCUAUUUAAAUUCAACUAUUGUGUAUUCUUGACACUUUAAGGAUGAAGUCAAUAAAUGUAUAUAUAUAUUUUGGUUGCAUUGAA